This is a messenger RNA of Porites lobata, 28605 nucleotides long. Lineage: Eukaryota; Metazoa; Cnidaria; Anthozoa; Scleractinia; Poritidae. The record is from the annotation of a GenBank genome assembly.
AACAACAUGGCGGAAAGUUGACAUCUUGUGAAAUGUCAGUGUUCGCUCGUUAAAAUCGACCAGUUUUAAACGUAAUGUUUGGCAGUAGUGGUAAAAAUAAAAAUGCAGAGUUUGUUGGAAAAGUUCAGGCUGCACGUCAGCAGCGAGCGGAGGAGAAGGAGAGAGAAAAAGCUGCCAUACAGAUUCAGGUUUGUUUCAUUUUAUUUUUUCCACUUCAGAACUUUGUCAUAUUUUGUUAUUAUAUUUGACACGAGUGAAUGUGUUUUUUUUUUUGCAUUUUACGUAUCCUUCAGAUUUUGUAUCGUUUUAUUUUGGUGCUUUGUAGGCAUGGGUAAGAAGAUUUAUUUGUGUUGGACGGCUGAGGGCAGAAAUAAGGUAUCAAAAAUUAAAGUUAGAUUUAAUGUUAAAAGAUAUAAAUAAGAGCAAUUUUAUGUUGUAAAAUUAAUAAAGUGUCCUUCCAAAUUGACAGAUAUUCAAAACCAGGAAUAUUUCAUGGUAUUUUUUAAGCACUGGCCAGCCCUUUGGACAGAGUUUUGUUUUUGGUGGUCAAUUUGUCCCAUCAGCUCUGGUCAAUUAACUCUAUACCGUCCUGUGAUUCCCAAAGUGUUAGGCAUUGCUAUGGAACCAAAAUCCACAACUGUUGGAUGAAAAGCACUAAAUCUCUUUGAACACCUUAAGUGACUUUGAACAUGAAAGGACUUAUGCCAUAGAAUUUUAUUUGAGUUUAACUGAGCACACAGGAAAGUGCUCCAAUGACAGUAGGAUAUGGUCCACAAAACUGAUUAAUCACAGCAGAUCUACAAUAAGAGACAAAAGUGUUGAGACACUUCCGUAAAAUGGCCACUUUUUGCAUAGUGGACAUACCUAUCCCCUUCCCCUGUCUACCCAACCCCUUUCCCCCAAAAUCAUUGUUGUAUUUUGGACCCUCAAGUCUUUCUUUUACUUCAGACAACAUUGAUUCGGGGGGUUAGGAGAUUUACAGAGUUUAAAAGGAAUGAAAUAAUAAAUGAACUAAAUGUUUGAUGAAAGCACCCGUUUUAAACAAGUGUGUCAACUUCUUUUGUCCCUGAUUGUAGCUUAUGACGCAAACUGUUUCCUUGACAUCCACUGAUCUAGACCAAUUUUGGAUUCUUUGCUCAAUUUUUUUUCAUUCAAUGAAAUUCAUUUUUUUUGUCUUUGUAUUACCGGUUAUUUAUUUGAAUAAUUUCAAAACAAGACAAGUGUUGAUCCCAGGUUGUACAAUAAAUAGGAGGGAUGCAAGGAAAACAAGCGUUAACUAACUCAUCAUCUCAUGCAAGGCAAUUCUCCUCUUGUUUCUAAGCAAAUAUGAGACAAUUUGAAAGAAGAACCUAGAAGUUGAUUAAAAGUCUCUUAUUGCUUUACCAGGUACCCCUUCAAUAAAUAGACCUCUUUACCCUUUCACUCAGUAUCUCUUAUGUUUUGUUGGUACAUGCAGGGAUGAAUUUGACAGGUUCAUGGAACAGAGUACAACUAAGAAACCUCCAGGUAUGACUCAAUGCCAGUAUUUAGUAUUUCUAGAAAGUCAUUGCCCAUAUAUGAAAAUAAAUAAAUGAAUACAGGCGACUCCCAAUAACUGGAACCUUCAAGGGAAAUAAAAAAAGGUUCGAGUUAUCGGGAGUUUGAGUUAUCGGGAGUUCAAAGAAAACAGCUGGGAGUAAAGAAAAAAAAGGUUUUUACUGCGCAGUGAACAAUUUAAUCACAUUUAAUUGUAGAAAUGUUGAGUGAAAAUUGAAAGAUACUUUUAGAUUAUAAAUUAAAACGUAAAGUAACAAAACGUUGCCUAAAUAGAGCAUGCAUUUUACUUUUUGAGUAGUAAAGCUAUUUCACGUUAGAUUUGUGACAAACAACAUCAGCCUCCACUAUCGAUCCACUAGUAAACUAUAUGCUUACAACACAUCAAUGGGAAAUUCAAAAUUCAAUGUUUCAGAGGCAGUAUACUGUUUUUUCUCGACUUUUUAAGGGCUCAAAACAUGGUUUGAGUUAUCGAGGGUAAAAUUAUAUAGAAAUGAUCUGAGGGAAAACAAAAAUUACUUCGAGUUAGUGGGAGUUUCGAGUUAUCGAGGGUUCGAGUUAUCAGGGUAAAAUUACCGUAAAUGUAUGACGGAAAUGCAGGGGAAUUUGAUUUUAGUUCGAGUUAGUGCAAGGUUCAAGUUAGCAAGGGUUCGAGUUAUCGGAAGUCAACUGUAGAUUAAUUAAUUAAUUAAUAAUUAGAGAAAAACUCUGACUGGUUAUUCCUCUGACGUGCAGCUGCCCAUAUGCCAGAUUCACUGCAAUGGUUCAGACGGGAAGCGUUGCAUGACUCUGGCCCAAGUAAUCUCCUUCUGAUUGGUCAAAGACACAGAUUAGUCAAAUCUAAUUAAUCAAUUGAACAUUCCAAAAAUGUUUUCCAGGUCACAAAGUUUUCUUUCUUUGUUAGUGACUAAACACUGAAUAAUAAUCAUACAAUUUUUAGUCAUUAUUAGUUAACAUUAAUUAUUUUUAAAUUUCAUUUUCCAUGACCUCAGACUUGUUUAAUUAUGGUAAUUUAGUGCUAUGGCAUACAGGUUAAAUGUACAAAUUAUAAUACAUCUGAUCAUAUCAUGCGGUUUUUGCUUUCUUUUCUCUUUUAGCAAUAGAUGUCUUUCAUAUUGCUCGAAAAUUUCUGUUCACUUUCCAGUUGAAAGAUGAUGAAAAGGUAGACAAAACUCUAAUGAUCAUGAAAUAAUUGUCAUUUUAAACCAGUUUGUAUUAAUUUGUGAUUCUCUGCCUAUGGUUGUUUCUUGAAAGCAGCACUAUUAUGUUGUUAAAGAUCUAACUAACUCUGUUAUGUAUUUCAGAGGUUUGAGACACUAUGUAGGCUCAUUCUUGGAAGUAUGGAGCCAGCACAGAAUGAACUUAAGGUGAGUUGGUUUAAACGUUUUACACUGCGACAUUUUUACUUUAUCUGUUGGUAUUACAUUAUUAUUCUGUUGUUUUGAUUUGAGAUAAAGGUUGCAGCAUGUAUUGAAGUGGCAAUAAGUCUAAAUAGAAUUUCUAACUGAGUUCAAGGUCAGUUGGUGUAAGCUAUAGAGAUUUUUUCCCCAUUGUUUUAUAACCCACGUGCAAAGUGUGCGGUCAACAAAUAAACAGGAAAAAAACUACACUGUGUUGUAUUCAUAACUUACAGUAUAAACUUAGAAAACUAGGUUUCUGUUGAAGGUAUUAUUUUAUUAUAACUCUGAGGUUAAUUGAGCACACAGGAAAGUAAACUUUCAAAUUUAGCGCAUCCAUGGCAUUUAAAUAGGAUAUUGUCCACAAAACUGACCUAUCACAGCACUGCUAAUUAAGACAUAUAAUGAUGUGAACUAUUGUAUUUCCCUGAUUACCCUUUGGUCUGCAUUUGAUCAAUUUUGAAUUCUUAGUUUGCUAUAUAAUUUUUCAUUCAACAGAAUGUUUUUUGAGGACUAAUUUUUUAUUAGGUUCAUUUUGUAGAUGAUAUUCUCAGCUUGGGUCCUUUCUUUUUUCUUAUUUAUAGUUGUGCUAUGUGUCUGUUGUGCUGUCUCAAGAUCUCCUUCUUCUUUGGCUACAGCAGCUCAAACAUAUUUUACUAAUUUGCUGCAAACUGAUUCGUCAAUUGAAGGUGUGCAUAAAUCAUAUUAAAUUGCAUGCAGUGUGCAAAGAAAGAAGACUAGUGUCCGAUAGCCUGGGGCUGGUGGAUUUUGCUAUCAGGCUAGUGAAUUCUGUUCUUAACUUGCCUGGUGCGCAAGUGAAGUUGUUUGAGGAAUUUAAAUCAUAGAAGAACUGUAAUAAAUCCUGGUCAUCAAAAAGUUUGGGGGGCUAGUUGAUAUGAGUUUUGGGCUAGUACAUGUUAGCUACAGUUGUCCAUAAAAAAAACUGACUUUCUUUGCACCCUGAUAUGUUCAAAACAACAUGUCUAGGAUCACAACUAUAAUUUACUUUUUUUUAGAAAAAAAUAAAAUUAUAGUGAUGCCAAAAACUCAUUCAUACAGUACGUGGACUGCCAGUAAUUGCCUUCUUUGCCUUUGCACCGCUUAUCAAGUUAUCAGUUCAAUGGUUACAGACAACUUUGACACGUAUCUAACUUGUGCAGAGUGAAGAGAUAUCUCAAACCAUAAUCACUGAGCACCAUUCAGUUAAUUGGACAAAAGAAAAAUGGAAACAAAUAAAUCAUCUCAGAAGAUUACAGUUAAAAUCUUUUUUCACUAACCAUUAUCAGUUCCUUCAAAGCUAAUCUUAUGAUCCUAAAAGUUUUCCCUAAACUUUUCCCACAGUAAUGAAGCUUUAGUUAAUGCUCAGCAAAAGAAAAAUGAUAGGGAAAGAAAAGCAAAAGAAGCAGGUGGGGGAGAGAUCAAAAUCUUGCAAUUUUGCCUUCUGCACAAGUGUGAACUUUAAAAGCUGGUGUUUACCAAUAGGAGUAAAAGGCAGCGUAGUGCUCAAGUUAUAAACAACAUUUUGGGCACUUUUAGUUGUUUUUGGCCAGGUAGUGACCAGAAAAUGGUUAAACUGGCUUCAAAUUGUUGUAAUUCUUUUUACAAAAUUUCCAGGUGGUGAAUGGUUUCAUUCUAAGUUGUAGGUUGUUUGUAAUGAAGGCCCUACCUAAAGAUUAGAGAUCAGUUUUUCCAUGACUACAGGAAACUACAAGAAUAUUUAUUGAUGAUUUGUUGUUAAAAUGUAUUUGUUUUUUCCUUUUUACAUGCAGCCUAAUGUUUCUACUGAAGCAAAAAAGAUCAGUAUUUAUUUAAACAUGGUAGGCAAGAAAAUUAAUUGUCAUUGAAUAGUAAUUUAUUUGAAAUUGCAAGUUGUCAUUAUUAUUUUGUAAGAUCUUGCUGAGAAGUAAUUGCAUCAGGAUUAGCCCAGGGGAUAGAGUACAGGACUGUAGAGUGGAAUCUCAUGGGUCAAUAUUGUGAUCCUGAGAACCCAUGAGUGAGAGGAACUAAGUACACCUGUUAGUAUAUGGUUUACUUUGAAUUACAGUUUAUUACAAGAGUACUGCUGCUUACAAACAUGCUUGAUUGGCAUCUUCAAAAAUACAUUCAUAUAAUGAAUAUGUGGUUUGUGGUACUGUAGUUUCCUAUAAGUACCUCUUGCCAUCUUUCCUUGUAACAAGCUUAAGCAAUGACAACUAUGACAGUUAAGAAAAUGUGACUUAAAAAGUGAAAUUACGCUUCUUCGAACUUAGUUUUUUUUCUAGUAUGUAGUUAAUUGUUCUCUUAUGUAAUUUAGCUAAGUUUUCUUUUUUGCAAUGAAAAUGGAAUAAAUUGAUAAAUUAAAAUUAAUUAAUAGCCCUUAUUCCAUCUUGUUUAGUUGGUCAAAUGUUGGCAAACUUUUCUGGAGGUUGAAUUGUAAAACUAAAAAGACUAUCAAAGUUCAGGAAAGAAAAAAGAAAGUCUUUGUGUUGUGUUCACGUCAUCCACAAAACGUUAAAAUAGGUAUUUUCAUGUUGUAAAAGUAGUUGUGCAGUGAUGGAAAAGAAAUGUACAGAAGUUGUUGUUUUGUCAAUCUAAAGCUAUUGCUUUUUUGCCAUUCUUGUCGACAUCACUGUUGUGGUUGCUUGAGCCUUUUUUUGCAUCAAAAUGGUUCUUGUUAAUGAGUUUAUUGCUGAAAAAUGAAGUAUGUUGUUCACGCGCACCUAAAAACAGAAAAGAGAAAGGAAUCUCUAUCCUAAGCCUGACGUAGUAUGGAAAUGGCAGUCUUGUUCGACCAGUAGUUUGGGGAUGUAUAAUGUACGAACAGCAUCCUCAAUACAGUGUUUUGUGGUUAUAAAUGUAUUGACACUUGAAUAAAGCAAAAAUUUUACAACGCUCUGCAUUUACAUGCAGUACACAAUUUUUUUUCUUCUAUUGCAGUAGUUAAUAUAGGUGAGGGGACAAUUAUUAAGUUGUUAAACUUUCUGUUUGUUUGUAGCUUAUUAUUUUUACUGACUGUGGGAACUGGAAGAUUUUCAGCAUUAAGGGAGGUAUGUUGCAUGACAGUACAAGUUUAGUGUCAAAUUUGACAUGAGGUUAGCUCUUCACUUGAGAAAUGUUUCUACAGCUAGGUUUAUUGCACAAAACCUAAUAUGCUUAGUGCAGAUAUGCUUUGGACAAGUUAAGGCUCCAUUCAUGUUUUUUUUUAUCAACAUUGUUUUAGGUGACGCAUUGCGACCAAGCUUACAGCAACUCUGUGCAAAUGUUUUGGGACAUCUGAACACUAAAGGAUUAUACCCAUCAUUAAAGGUAAUGAACAACAAAACUUUAUACUAUAAUUCAACAGCGUCGCCCUUGGUUUUAGGGUUGUGUGUUCUGUGAGUUACUUGGACCAUCCACUUUUGACAUGUGCGUUUCCCCAUCUUUUUACUGAUGUACAUAUAACAAGGUUUUGAAUUAAUAAAACAAUAUUAUUGGAUUUGACCUUAUAUUAUUGAGUGUAUCUAAAGGAUAAUUCAGAUCCAGGCACUGCAUCAGUAGUUCUUCAAAUCGUACUCAGCCUCAUCCAAAAAUAUUUUUGGAAACUCUGAAGUUUAACUGGGGUUUCCACAGUUGUGGGUUUGGGGGUGAGGCUAAAGAAAAAGCCCUGUGUUUGAGGGAAGGGUACAUUAAUCUUCUAGAACAAAACAUUUCAUUGCUGAUUGUUUUUCUAGGAGCUCUUGAUGUCUGGCCUUGCCUGUAGUAAUCCCUCUCUCAAGUCUGCUUCUUUCAUGGCAGUCAUCACAUUGGCUCUCAGGUACUGCACAUAAAGUAUUUCAUAAUAUAUUCACUGCCACUAUAUCAUGACAUUUAAAUUCUGACAUUACAAGGAAACAGUUUCAAGAUAUGUUCACCAUUGUGGCUAAGAGUUAAUUCUUGUAAAGGGCAACUAACCCCUAAUGGUGAUUUGUGCAAAAAAUAAUCAUGAUUGAUAAUAAAAUCCCUGUGUUUCCGGGGCUGUUUGAAGUUAGGUCUCUUAUGUCCCAUUAUUGAGCAUUUGUGGGAGCUGGGAAUGACACUGUUGUGACGUCAUGGAAGAAGACCAUUGUAGCCUACUCAUAAGCAAAUGUCUGGGAAGUGAGAAAGGGGAGAGCAUUUUAUGUGAGUCAAAUCUUUCUUCUCUGGAAACAUUCAGCAAGCAUAUCACCCCAGAAUGGAAUUUUAUGGACCCCCGAAAACAACGAAGGUAUCUGGCAUGAUUCCAGCUCUGAUUCCAGAGAAGGUCAUGCUGCUCACAUGAAAUUGAACUGCUUUGAUGAUGUCACAACAAAUCUUGGACCCAUUCUUUGCAGUGCUUGGUAAUGGCCGUAAAAACUGCCCAAAUUUAAGGUGGCUCGACUGGAUUUUUUUAGGGCGAUACCUCCCAGGUUUGAGCCUUAACUACGUCGGCAUGAGUAAAGAUAUCGAAAAAAGGUUACCACAACUGUAUUACAUAAAGAUGAAAAUUUCUUAAAAUCUGGGUUUUAUUGCAAUUGGAGUCACCAUGGCAACGUAAUGACGCCAUUACGUUUUUCAUUUAUCCUUGUGUUUCUCUGUACCAGGAGUUUUUUGAAGAAAUCGCUUAAGGGAGUAUGUACCUGCCAUAACUGCCUCCAAUAUGGCAAAGUUUAAAGAAAUUCUAUGAGAGCGUUUUCGAAAUAUUUUGAAAUACACUUUUAAGAAUCAUAAAAACAGUGAAAUAGCAUGCUAGCCGCUCAAUUCGCUAAUAUAUUAAGAAAAUGAUAAGCUUUGGGAGCAGCGGCUUCAUCUCAUAGUGGAUUGAUUCCAUUGAAAACUGCAUACAAAAAAAGGGGAAUUGCUCUGGGCGUCGCGAGUAAAGAAGAAUUCUAUUAACUUGCAUUCAGCUGCUUUUGAUACAGUUUUUGGAGGUAAUUUGGUCCAUGCCUAAAAGUUUCGCAUUUUUCCAAAAACCGCUCGAUAAAUUUUUUUAUAAAUUCGACAAUUCCGAGAUAAAUCGUCAAGAAAUAUUCCCUGCAAGUUUUAAGAACAUUGAAAACAGGGAAGGCUUUUAAAUAGGGCCUCAAAUAUAGUCAAUUUUCCCCACAGAUUUUGUGUUUUACAAGUGGCGUCCUCAUUAUUCACUGGCAUUGUUUUCAAGUUUCAUAUACACGCACAUUUUAGCAAAAAGAUAGAAUUUGCAUCAAAAAGACCCUCGGUUAAAUCUUCGGAUAUGCUAAUUACCGGGUAAAGAGGUUAUGAUACAUUAUAACAUCAGAGCAACUCUUUGUGAGAGUUUCUGUGAUGUUAUAACCCGAGUAAGAUAAUAUUAAGUAUUGCAUCCUACACGAUGAGCCGAGACGUUCACCGGUUCGGCUCUCACUGCUAUCUGUGAUGACAAGCCAAUUAUGAGCAUAUACCGGAUAUUUCUUCGGAAAGUAAUCGAGAGUUCUUUUGAUGCAAAUUUAUAUUUUUGCUAGUUGUGCACGCAUAUGAAACUUGAAAACAAUGCCAGUGAAUAAUGAAGACGCCACCGUAAAACACAAAAUCUGGGGGAAAAUUGGUCAUGUUUGAGUCCCUAUUUAAAAGCCUUCCUGUUUUCAAUGUUCUUGAAACUUGCAGGGAAUAUUUCUUGACAAUUGAUCUCGGAAUUGUCGAAUUUAUAAAAAAAUUUAUCGAGCGGUUUUUGGAAAAAUGCGAAAUUUUAGGCAUGGACCAAAUUACCUCCAAAAACUGUAUCAAAAGUAGCUGAAUGCAAGUUAAUAAAAUUCUUCUUACUCGCGAUCGCCCAGAGCAAUUCCCCUCUUUUUUUGUAUGCAGUUUUCAAUGGAAUCAACCCACUAUGAGAUGAAGCCGCGUUCCCAAAGCUUAUCAUUUUCUUAAUAUAUUAGCGAAUUGAGCGGCUAGCAUGCUAUUUCACUGUUUUUAUGAUUCUUAAAAGUGUAUUUCAAAAUAUUUCGAAAACGCUCUCAUAGAAUUUCUUUAAACUUUGCCAUAAUGGAGGCAAUUAUGCCAGGUACAUACUCCCUUAAGCGAUUUCUUCAAAAAACUCCUGGUACAGAGAAACACAAGGAUAAAUGAAAAACGUAAUGGCGUCAUUACGUUGCCAUGGCGACUCCGAUUGCAAUAAAACCCAGAUUUUAAGAAAUUUUCAUCUUUAUGUAAUACAGUUGUGGGUAACCUUUUUUCGAUAUCUUUACUCAUGCCGACGUAGUUAAUGCUCAAAGUUGGGAGGUAUCAACCCCAAAAAAUCCAGUCGAGCCACCUUAAGACAUUGACAAAUUAUAAAAAAUAAAGGAAAGACACCUGAGGCCAAAGCUUUUCCUUGAGCACAAGUAAUCAGAACAAUAAGGAGAUUUUGAUUAGCAAAAAAAGAAACACUUUUGGAGUUAGUGGUUACUUAUCACUUCCCAUGGCACACAAUUUUUGGUAGUAUGCUAAUUAUGUACUAACGUAUUUUCUUUCAGGCCUCUUGUGCUGAGCAAUUUUUCAGAAAAUCUCUGCAGUCUGUUCAUUUUAAACAUCCUAUCUGUGCCCGGACUUACCCUUCAUCUCUCAGCAAUAGCUUCAGAUGUAAGUAAAGUCAUGUACAUUAGCUGAAUCUUCACAUGCUAAAAUGCACUUUCUAGACAUAACCUCCAAUAAAUGUAUGUACAUUCUUGGUAUCUGGGGAAAAAGUAUCUCAGACCUGAAUGAGCCUGAAAUUCUCUAAAUCUUGAAUCCAGUGAGGAUAAUAGAAUAUAAAGUGGAGAUCAAGCUUGGAUUUGAUAGAGUAGAUUCAAUGGAAACACCAAGGCCUGCGCUUGGACUAAAUAUCUAUAGCCUAAAAAAAUCAAGUAAUUCAACACAAAAUUUAAAACUGGGAGCAAAUUGUCAAAGCUGCUUAAUGAUUUAAUAAUGUAAGUUUAUUGAGCAUUUCAAAGAUAAAUUUAUGGAGUCGUCGUUAAUUUUAAUUUUUUAGGGAUUAAAGCCACUGAAAACACAUGUCAUUUACCAGAAAGUCGUGUCAUUUCUUCAACAAGAACAGAGCAGUAGAAUUGUUUUAAAUUCUCUAGAAUGUAGCUACACCCUCUGUCUUUUAGGUAAGUUCAGUCUCUCUAAGCUGCGCAACAUUCAUUUUUAAUAAAUUUAAUAUUAAAGUUGACAUCACAUUGACUGGCAAUUAAAGUGCUGUCAUGAUUUUUUUGCAGCCAAUUUAAUAGAGCUCUCCAAGCUGCAGGAAGAGGUUAGUGUCAAAAACUUACCAGGCUUGCUGCCUAUUGACAAAGUCCAAAACUUGCACCUGUGGAGAGGCAGGCUUAAAGGAACGACAAAUAUAUUGAAACAUUUUUUCUAGUGUGGUUAACAAAUUAUUUUCAAUGGUUUACAGAAAGUAAUGUGCAGCGAACGUGUUGCGAACCAAGAGGUAUAGCAAAUUCAACAAGUAGUGAAACCACUUGUUACCGCAACCCAAUGUAAUAUCCCCUUUUUAUUUUACGUGAUUGUAAAAAUGUUGAGGUUAGUUAGCAAAUGAAUCAUAAUGAUGAUGAUGAUGAUGAUGAUGAUAUUACUAAUAAUAAAUAUUGAUUAUCGUAUUUCCUUGAAUAAUAGACGGGGGCAAUUAUUUGAGGGACAGCGAUUAUUUUAAAUAUUUCUGUUUUAGGGGGUGGGGGCGAUUAUUCGAGGGAGGCAAUUAAUUGAGGGAUGGCUAUUAUUAAAGGAAAUACGGUAUGUAAGGUAGAAAAUCGCAGUUGUUUAUAAGAGAACAACUGGUCAGUUUUAUCACUAUUUGGAUGUUCAGUUUAUUCAAAGGUCCAUUUAUUACUGCAUUGGUCUUUCCUUCUGUUUCAGAUUUUUAAGCAGAAGCUAACAAGUUUCAUUGUAAGUAUUACUAAAUAGCUGAUGUAAUAAUUACGUUUUACUGCUGAUUUGAUUCUGAACGCUUACAGUGUUCCUAGAGGUGGUCUUGAUAAUACUGUUGUUUUAAAAGAGUUGUUGGUAAAAAGAAACCCAUUCCCCAUUUCUAGUAUCUAGAGUGUCUUGGUGGUCUUUACACUAAAUAACAAGAAUAUUUUGGAAUAUUAAAAGUCUAGUAUUUUUUCGUACAUAAGAACGCUUAACGCUUCACACACAAGCUACACUUUUACUUCCUAUAUGAGCCUUCGCGCCUCCCUGAGAGAGUGUCGGAAAUCUAAUCUAACUGGAUCAAGAUCCGCUAUAUUUUCUACUUUGACGUCAGUGAUUAGUAAUGACUUUUUAUUUCUGCCAGCCAACUAAAGUUGCGUUUUAUUUAUUUUUAUUCAUUUGCACAGGAAGUUGUAACAAAGCUGCUUUAUUACUGUCAGUCAUAUGUAGCCAAAAAGCAGUCUAAUCUUACAAACUGGCAUCCAGUGUUAGGAUGGUUUAAACAACCCACAGAUGAAAGGUAAGAAAAUUCUUGAUAUAGCGCCUCAACGUUACUUGUGUCCCCAACAAGUUGUGAAAACUAAAUACAUUGACACAUUAAUCAAGCUUUUACUUACUUACUUACCUUACUGCGCUUUUCAAAAACACGCGAACUCUGAAGUUCAAAAGCCAACCGACGUUUGCGUUCUUUGCUGCCGUCAAUCAUCUUAGCUGUCCUCUCAGAAAACAGAAAUUUUCUGCAAUGAGAUGACGAGGUCAUGGUUUGUGAUUUGCGAUUGGUGGAUUUCGAUCCUUUUUGUAUGUUUCUGUAUUUCAAGGUUCAUUUCUUGUGGAAAACACAAUUGUGAAGGCGGCUUUUAAACUUAGGAGUUCACGUGCUAUUGAAAAGCGCAGUAAAUUUUUGUGGUUAGUUUUCAGUUCAAACGGGGAAAUAAUUGUAUAAAAUAAGAUAAUUUUAGGUUAUUACAUGUGACAUAUUAUAGACGCUUUCUUCCUGAUUAAAAAUACAACUAUAAGAAAAAACAUUCAGUCAAACAUACCAAAGAAAACGGGAAAAGGCAUGUAAAGUAGACCCUAAAAUUCGUCGUUACUUAAGCUCUGUAAAAUCAAAAAAGCGUCCUGGGCGCAAAUUCGAGGAUUUAGGGUGACUCUUUACAUGUGGACAGAAUUCGUUACCGAUUACCACAUAUCCUUUUACACAGUUAGGAAAUUUAAUUUAACACUUUUUAUUGUUACUGUUGUUAUUUUUCUUCUUGUCAAUUUUCUCAAAACGGACUUGUCAUUUGCCAGAGUUUUUUUUCAUUUGACAGGUUAAACAGUUCUAUUUCUCAUGUGAGGCAACAACUACAGUCUUUGUGGAGUCGCAAAGUUGUAAAUCUUCUAUUUGAAGAUUUAAUGGUAAUGACGGAAACAGAAAACCAGGAGGCAAAAAACAGGGAGGACAAAGGUUUGAAAAAAUAUGAUUUAGCGUUCUAUAUCUCCUCAACGAACUGCUGUUUAAUCAAAUGUUUAGUUCAUAUGCAUGAAAAUAAAUGGAACUAUUGUCAAAAAUACAAUGCCUAGAUUUUAUGUGAACAGUGUGCUCGCUGAUAUCUUUUCUUUUUUUCGCUGAGACAAAAAACAAUGACCAUUUUCGAUAUAUUAAAAUUCAUACUUGGCUCCGAGGCUUGGGCUAAUAAAACAAAAGAAAUGUAUUAUUUAUUGCUGAGCCUCAAGAUGAUUUCUUUGUUUUAUUCUUCCUAGCCUCGGAGCCAAGUAUGAAGUUUAAUAUAUCGGAAUUGGUCUAUUGGUUUUUGAGCAAAACAACAGCUCUGCACGUGCAUCACGCUUUUUAGUAGAUUUCUUUGACGUCAACUGCACGACUACGACGUGAAACCUCCCUAUACGACGUUUUAUGGAGGACGGGAACAUACGACGACGAAUUUUCUUUUCUCUUUUUGAACCUGAAUAAUAAUUCAAAUAUAUAAUUCUAAUAAUUCAACUCCAGGAAAAAUCGCCGGUUACAUUUGUCAAAUUGAGCGGGUCCAAAAAGACGCAAUAGAAAUUGAAAGGAUGCAAAUUCAUUUUUUAGCGACGUUUUCACUCCCGUCCUCGUUGCGCUGCUUAAGCUCCCUACAGUCAAAAUGUGAACGUUUACGAGGAAUUGUUUCGACGCUAUUCUUCUAUUUUCUAACCACUUUAGCAAUGUUGGUGCGUUUGGUGUGACAAACUAGAGCCCCUUGGCAAUCAGCUGUCAUGAGUGUCUUUGAAUUCGUACUCUAUCUCUUUUGGUAGCUUGUGAAUACUCAGAGUGAUAUUUUGUCUUGGCUUUUUAAGUGUUCUGUAUUGUAGGCGCCAAUAUAUGUACAUUUUUGAACUUAUUUUGUCAGGUAAUAAAAAGCCAUGGUCCCGUAUGAGGGGUCGCUCCAGAUCAGGACAAGCCAGUUUAUCCAGUUCUCAAACAGACCUCAUUUUGAAAGCCUGCGUUAUGUAUCAAACUGUUCUCUCUACUUUCUCCCAAAUCAAGCUGGACAUACUAACAGGUUUGUGUUGUUAAAUAAACAAUCAAGAAAACUCUACUGGUUUACCAUUAAUUGUGUUUCCACUAUAAAGGCAGCUUUUUUAACGACUCUUAACAUUAACGCCAGGCGUUCACAGUUUCGUCUGACUUAAAGCCAGAAUUCUGAUAAGGCGUCAUGCAACUCGCUCCAGAAAUAGAACAAGUGGAAUACACAAAAGAAACGCUUCUGUUCCUUCUCUACAGGGCUGAGUUACCAAGAGGGUUUCGUUGUGCGUCUUUGGAAGUUCUUUGAAUCACUUGGUUUCGAGAAUACUGCAGAAGCGCGUUUGGUGACCUUGGAAAAAAUAGGUCUUUUUAAUAACUGUGAGCUGCAAGCGGCUCUUAUCCUGUUCUGCGACUGCUGUAGUCAUUUGAUACCGUGAGUAUUGAGUUUUUUAUCUCGGAUCUUACUCACUAGAGCUAGACUCCACGACGAGGACGACUACGGGGACCAGCGUCAUUUUGGCGGGAAAACAUGGUAGCCGUCAUCAUUCUACCACGGGUUUAGCGAGAACGUCAUAGUGGCGGAAACAAGUCAUCUAAUGUUAGAAGUUUUAUCAUUUUGCCAUCGGGAGAGGGCUUAACUUUUCUAGUAAUUAAAAAAUAAAAAAACUCAAUGUAGCUUUCCGGAGUGUUGAUUUUUUGAGAAGAGGUGAAAAAACUUUAAUUUCAAUCUCGUCCUCAGUCACAGUCGUCCUCGUCCUCGAGUCUAGUGGUCUCUACUAACUUAAAAGUAAAAGCCAUAUCGUGCACUAUGAUAAAUAACAUGACCAAAGUAAUCUACUCCUUAACAGAUUCGUUAAGGGUUUCAGUCAUCAGUUAUACUGUGAAGCCCCAAGCUUCUAGGGGGUCUGGAGCUUUCAUGCCCCUCCCCCCACCCCCCACCCCGCCCAGGAAUUUUUUGGAUUUUAACUUUCUAAAGUCCUCUUUCCUGGGUGUCUGAGUCAUUCAGACAGGAUACUGGCCAGUGGCCAGUUCCAUUCUCCUCGGAUGAAGCCUUGCAAAUCGGCGGAUUAUUUCCUGAAGGUCAAUUUCCACGCAGUGGAUAUGGAGCAAGGCGAGUCCAAGCCAUUUUCAGAUUUCAACUGUGGAAGCCGAUGUGAAUCUGCGCCUGCUGUCCUAUAGGACAGCAUAUCGUCCCCAAUGAAAUUUGUUCAAAUGAAAUUGCAGCGGGAGCCACUGCAGUGGAGUAGGGUACCACCGAAAGUGCUGAUCAUCAGCUUUCUUUUGAAUGUUUAAACCAUAUGAGUUUAAACAAAGGCUCAAACGUGUGAAUCACAUGUGACAGGAUAAUAUACAGAACCCAAACGCUACCCAAUACUGUUCAACUGUGACAAUUAAAUAGACGGAUCAAAACGCACCAAUGACAUUUAAGAGUCUUCAUAGCCACUAAUAUCACGGCUGGCUUGACUGACAGACGACCAAUAACAUCGCGACUUAAUUGACCAAUCAGGUCAAUAAGUAGAGUUUAAUGUCACCAACUGACGUGAUAUAGCACUCUUUGACUCUGAAGAUGACUACCGCACAGGUUGUCAAAAGGUCAGUCACUGUCAGCAACAACAGUCCUAUUCAGGACUACGCUCACCCGCACGAUCGUGUUCCACCUACUUAUCACUAGCGUUUAUUUGAAUAAUCAAACUUAAUUAGGUCCUCCACUGUCCAAACGUUUUUGGACUUGAAUUCUUGGCUCGCAAAUUCAAAGAUUGUUUUGGUUUUCUGUUCGCAGUAUUGUCGAUGACUCUGAAAUGUACGAACAACAAAAGCCAUUCCGUUUGGACGAGCUGGUUCAAAUAUCGGCUUUCCUCAACACCUUGGUCUUCAAAAUGCUUUGGAACGACAUGGUGGAUGGUAGGUGUUGCUUGUAUAAUUUUAAGAGAACCGUCCUAAAAUUCUGAAAUUUUGUGUUUGUUUUUAUAGAAACCAGAGAACAGAUGCUAAAUUCAGCUCAUACAUUGUUGAUGAUACUUUACGACAGAGACUGUAGACGAAAAUUCACCACCCCAGAUCACUGGCUGAUCAGGUUAGUUAUAAACCAACAAAUAGUCAGAAUGUAAGCCCGCCUAAUUGAGGCCCUGUCCACACUAAUGCGUUUUCAAAAGUAUGCGUUUUCGUUGUCAUCGAAAACGCAUUUAUCGGUUCUCGUCCACACUAUACCGUUUAAAUGCGUUUUCGACUGUCCACACUAAAACGUUAGAAAACGAUAGAAUUGCGCGUUGACUUGUGACGCAAGUUGAACUCUAUGUGUAUGCUACAAACACACGCACGUGUAAUAAAAUCGUUCAUCGUUUUCAUUUUAAUGCGUUUUCGACCGUCCACAAAUGCGAUAUGAACGCGUUUAGGUUUUGAUCCACUUCCAAGAGCGUUUUCAAAUCGAUGCAUGUGUUUUUAUUGUAUUAGCUUGGACAGAAGGCCUAAACGCAUCGAAAUGUAUGCGUUUUCAAUCGACAACGCAUUAGUUUGGACGAGGCCUGAAACAAGAGGACCUUGAAAUCUUCCCUUUACGGAUAUUCACCCUAACAAACUGCUUUAGGCUAGGUUUACCUUAGAGAAGAUUUUUCUGAAUUCAUUAAUGUUUCCGGAUUUAUUGCAUUUAUGGUUUUCGGAUUCGUAAGCGUUUACACAAAUUAGUAAAUCCGAGAACAUUUAUUCAGAUUGAAAGGAUGUACUUUAGAUUCCGGAUUAAAAUCUCCGGCCAUGUGACUAAACCGGGAAGGUGUAUUUCAAAUUCUUGCAUCUCUGUGUAAACGGCAAAACGAAUCCGCGGUACCAACACGACUAACCCCGAAAAAUCCCCUCUAGUCUGAACCUAACCCUAAAAAGCUUGUUUCCAUCCCGUCCUUCCAAAAAAUAAAACACACACACAACAGCCAAAAGAAAACAACAACAACUAACUAACGAAAGGCGCCGCAUCAAACGAUUUUGGUCUAAUCGAGUGUUUCAUUCCUUGACUUAACCGAAAGAGACGCUUGUUGCUCGUGCUUCACUCCUACUUCUCUCGUGUUCUUAAAAGUUUCCCCGUGCCUUUAUAACUUAACGAUACACGACAAACAGGUUUACUUAUUUCUCUAAUAAUUAGCUUAUAAACAAAAUAAUCCAGUUGAAUUGUUAUUUUCACUGGUCUUUUUGACAGGAAAAUUAAAAUGAGUACGUUUGUGUCUGAGCUCGAAAAAAAGAAGAAAGGAGCGAUGUUAGUGAUUCAGAAAGUUCCUCAUGUUCUGCCCCACAGAGAGGUAAUCAACUCUGAGCGGAAAUUUUUACGAGGAAUUUUUAUGAGAAGUUCAGGAUUUUGAAUUGUUUCGGAAUAGGUUUCACUUCGAGUAAGAUAAGUAUUAUAAGUAUUUCCUUUUUUCUUAAGCCCCGUGCAAACGGACGCAACAUUGUUGGAUGUUACAUGUUACGUCCGUUUGCACACCCUUUUGCAUGUUGUUGGAUGUUGUUGCGUGUUGUUGCGCAAAGUUUGAAACCCGUCAAACUUUUCAGCCAAAAACUCCCAACAUUUCUUUUAUUCCAUGAUCGCCGAAGCGUAGUGCAACAAUGUUAGAUCCGUUUGCACAGCUCUUCCAACAUUGUUGGGGCUGCGCACGCGCAUUACGGAUGGUUUACCAAGACUUGUGGGUUGUAUCCUUCCCACGAUGCACUGCAGGUCUCGACAUUGUUGGGAGUUGUUGCGUCCGUUUGCACACCUCUGCCAACACGCACGUAAAAACUCCCAACAUUGUUGGCGCAACAUUGUUGGGAGUUGUUGCGUCCGUUUGCACGCAGCCUUAAGCUUUUUAUUGCACUCAAUCACCUCCCCUCAUCCAACAUGAAGGACUUCAUUUAACAUACCAGUGCAAGUUUUUGUGCUUUUAGACAUUUUUUGCGUCCGAUUCCCAAGUUCUCAAAAUAACUGUCACGUACGCGUCCUGCGAGCAAGCUCUCCAUCCGGGGGAUUAAUCUUGUGGAGUCACCGGCGGCUCGCCUCGCUCGACCCUCUCUCUCCGCCCCCUUCCCGCUCCCUUUGACUUGCCCCAUUUCCUCCUCUCUUCGUGAGUUUCAACAUGGCGCUUUGCGAGCAAAAACAUUCGCGCGCCCAAAAAAAACGCCUGCACUGCAGGAUAGCAAGCUACUUUAUUUGAGUUUAAGUCGCCGUUCGUUUGUGACCUCCCUUCAUAUAUCUUCCUCUGGAGACCUUGCUUACAGGCUCCAAAGAACGUUCUUUCAGCUGCUGUGUGGCUCUAUUGAACCAAAUGAACCGAGAAUAUCGAUGUCACAGAGUGAUAGUUACCUUUUUUUAUUUUGUACUGCUAUUAUUAUACUCUUUAUUGUCCUAGCGAGUGCAGUUAUUCAGAAGACUGGUGGCAAAAGACAAAGAGGACCUCGGUAUUACCCGUCCAACGGAUGACUUUCUACCACACGGCACGCUCGUCACAAUUCAACGCUCCAGAUUGUUAGAGGUUAAAUACGUUUUCCUUCUGCGUUUCUUACUGUUUCUAAAAGGGUGCAAAGAAAGUCAGUUUUACCCUGACUUGCUAUUAUGUACCAGCCUGAAAUUCAUUUUGCCUAGCCCGAAAAUUCUUCUGACGAGCAGGAUUAAUGAUCAGAUAAAAAUUAUUUAUCUAUUACACCAUUAUUUAAUAAAUUGCUUGCUUUAUUAGUUAUUUGUAGUAAGCUAUAAUUUAAAGAAAGCUUUAUAAGCUGUAGGAGCUUACUUCUAAAAUAUUUUUAAUUAUUUUUACCAGUAGAUUGUGCAGAUCACGCAACAUCUUUUCUGACAUGAAAUGUAGUGCGACACUUGUUUUUGCAGAUUUCACUUCGUCAGAUCGACUGAAAGAAAGGCUUUCAAUCCACGUGAAAUUAUGAGGAAUUUUCAAUUUGUCUUAGAGUACUUAUGUAACAUGAAUUCUCCUAAAAACUUGUUGGGCAAGCUGAGAACAGAAUAUCACUAGCCCGAUCGUCAAAUCCACGAGCCGCGGGCUAUCAGACACGACUUUCUUUGCACGCUGUAGUGUUGUUUUAGUUAAUUCUAAAGCAAUUUAAAAUUUGUUUCCGUUUACUCCAUAGGAUGGUUACGAGCAGUUGAGUUUGCUUCCAGCUCGCACAUUCAAAGGUCUUAUUCGUGUCAGAUUUAUUAACGAACAGGUGAGUCGUGUUUUUAGUCGCUUUGUGCACUGGUGUGCACUCCUACUCACUCCAUUAUCACUUCAGAAAAUAGUGAUAGCCGUGGAUCAUCCAGAGAAGGCGCGCAAACGAUUACGGAAUUGUUUGGGUUGGGGGUGUCGGGUGGGGCUGGGGAGGGGUGGGGGGCUGGGGGGUAGAGAGAGAGGUAGGUACUUCAUGUAAUGCAUUCGCUCUGCCCCCGUGUCACUCCAUAAAAGUGAUUGUUUUUUUAAUUUAUUUGUCUUCAAUAAGCAACAGUCGCGGAAAUAAGGGUUGCCUCAAAAUAGUGAAGAACGAGUAAAGCAAACAGUUCAUAUCUCAUAUGUGCAAAAUACUUUUAUAGUGCUGUGAGUUACUGAUCUUGGCUUUCUCGUUCCCCAAAUGCUCCCAUAAGUUUGAAUUAGGCCGUUAGCAUCUAAACAAACUGAGGUGUUGCGUCUUGGGAAAAGUGAAAUAACCUUACGAUGGGCUAGCGCUUGAAAAUUCAGCUUCUCGAUCCCCCUAUGAUGGCCAAUUUACUCUGUCAACUGAGUUGGUAAAACCAAAUCUUUGUAUUUCACUCCUCCACCAACACAACACUACAGUUCCUUUAGAAACUAGCCCCUUCAUUUCUUUGUCUUUUCAAACGUCAAAAGCAAAGCCAAACCCAUCAGCAUUAUAUUCAUUCCUUUCUGUCGAGGUUUAAAUUUACAUCCCUAAAUGAUAGACUGUUCUGUUUUCAGGGUCUUUCUGAAGCUGGUAUUGACCAGGACGGUGUAUUCAAAGAAUUCUUGGAAGAGGUGGUCAAGAAAGGAUUUGAUCCUUCGCUUGGUUUAUUCAAGGUAAUAGUAAAUUAAAACUCAAAGAGAAAUUGCAAUCCGCCACCAAAAGAAGUGCGGGAUUGUGGAUACCUAGACUUUCAAAAAAGUCCUUCCUAUUUAUAUUAACGACUAAGAGACGGGAAUGGGUGUGCAGCUCGAACUGUGGAGCCUGAGUGUUUAAUGCCGUCCAAAUAACAUACAAAGUUCAACAUCAUGAUUAAAGAAUGGUAUACAAAUAUUUCUAAAUAAAGUCACUCAGGCUAAACUAUUCACGUGCGCCCCUGAUACGAAAACCCAAAACCCAAUGGGAAAAAAUUUGGGAACGUAUUCCCCAACCGAUGCGGUCGCACAACCUCUGGGGGUUAAAAAGGUUAGAAAUCAAUCGAUAGUUGAAUAAAGUAAGAUAAAAAAUAAAAGUUGAUAGUUCGAGAGCUGAGAUGAAUACAUUACAACUGUCAAAACCGUAUAUACCUAAUAACAAUAGAGUCAAUUAACGCCUUAGCGGCUCACGUGCGUUCAUACCAAUAGGAAAGUAUUUACAUUCUCUGUCACUGCCACUACGUUUAGCUUCGCCGAAUGUAAAUACAUUUCGUUCGAUUUAAUAUGGCGUGCUUUUUCUUUCUCUCUUGCCUCUUUUCUUGUACUCUUGGCUAAUAACACGUGUUACAGUUGAAUUUCACCUGUUGGACACGUGUCUAUUACAAAAACCCCGGACAGCGGGUAAAUCCCUGGGAAAUGAUAACAGACUUUUUACUAAAAAACAAUCCCACUAUUAAGGACUCGCUCUUAUGGACUCACUGUAAACAACCAACCUCUCCCUUGAAACAAUUUCUGACUCGGCUUUGGUAGUUUCAAAGUCCAAGAUAGCGGCGGGGAUAGCAUUAUUCUCGAAAAAAAUCAUCGAUCGCUCAGCGAAAUACGCCUAAUUUUGUUGUACUUACCUUUGCGGUAAAGGAUAUUGAGCGCCAUCUCACUACAUUCAGACCAUGUAAUUGUCUUUUUGGUUGGAUUUACGAUUCUUUUGUUACGCAUUAGUUCUAGUUGUUACUUCUCUAAUACAAAUAUUCCUUUUGGCACGCCGCUGUGCGGUGCGCGGACUCUUAAGGACACUUUCUUGUGGCCUGUCGGUUGUUUUAGACAGUCUAGGGGCGUUGGCCGGGAUAUCAUAAUUUCAAACGAGUAAAUUUUAAAAGGUGUGUGGACCAUGCGCAAACAGUUUCCGUUGAACUGGUUGUCUUCCGGAACACUCGCUUUCAUGAUUCAGUGCGUCAUAUUCUUCAUUUGUUGACUUCGCCCCGCUUUAACGCACUGAAGCAUGAGGGCGAGUCUUGCGAAAGUUAACAAGUUCUCUGAAAACUGUUUCCGCAUGGUUCGCAUAGUUUCUAAAAAUAACUUUUUUGGAAUUAAGAUAUCCCAAAGGUGUGACUUGGAGACUCGCUCUCUCACCUGUUAUGAUCUCUUGACAAAUCCUCAUUAACGCCUAGAAGUCAGUAGCCUCGCAUCUCUUUGAAAUUUCUUAUAUCCAUAACAUUUGGUGAUGCACUAUCCUUGCUGACGAUGCUACUUUCCUAACCUCCCCUUCUGUUGAGUUCAUCGAAUCUUGUAAAACCGUUUUAUUGUUAUUGUUUUCAGAUGACAAGUGGCGACGAAGAGCGUCUUUAUCCGUCCACUACAUCCUGCAUUCAUAACAACCAUCUGAAAUUAUUCGAAUUCUUGGGUAAAAUGUUGGGAAAAGCUUUAUACGAGGUAUCCAUCCUUCUCUGUUUUUUGCAUGACAUAUUUUUAUAUUUUUUGUCUCGCCAAUAAUUUGCUUACAAAAACCUUGUUUGUUACUCAAAAAUUACCUCUUUUUUUAUAAGAAUGUUUUUUUCCCACCCCAGGCUGAAUAUUCUUCCUUUUUCUGCCAUUUUAAGACUGAAAACAUUUUUGUAUUUUGCUUAAAAAAGAAAGAAUCCAUCAUGAUACUCUUUGCCCUUCGUUCAUUUCUUUUGUGCUGUAUCCACGGUACUAAUGUAUUACAUGUUCCUUUCAUCAAACUGUCAUUAGCACUGACCAUUUGGCUAUAGCUAGUGCAGUUUUUUUUUUCAAUUUGUUUGCUAGUUUUGACUUUUGGAGAAAGGAAUAAUUUUAUACAGCUAAGUUAAAAAUGUAUAAUAUUGUACACGUGUAUUGUAUAAUUACAGGUUUCAACACACAAAGUUAUAUCCUUUCCCCAGAAUCUCAGCUUUGGCUUUAUUCUUAAAAUAUUCUUAAAAUUUCGCAAAUUUCAACCUCGAUAUUCUUAUAAAACAUAUUCUUAUAAACAGAAAAGAGUGUAGUAGGAAGUGUUACAGCAGUUUUGCCUCGAUGUAUUCAAUCAUUUCCUGCUGAAUGUCACACAUCCUCGGAGUUCUAGUGCAGCUAUUCGAGACGAAUCGCCCACGAAAAUACCGUCGUCUCGACCAGCUGCCGUGGUCUCCCGAGAAGUGAAAGUCACAUGACAUGCAUGAAAUUUCGCUCAUGACGAUGAGUUAUUUUUUUUUUUCACAAUUUACAUAUUUUCAUUUUUUUUUUGUUUCUCCUUACCAGGGCAUGGUGGUUGAAGUACCCUUUGCGUCGUUUUUUCUUAGUCACGUUCUUGGCCGUCAAAACACUGGUCUUUACAGCUCCAUUGAUGAACUGCCUUCGCUAGAUCAGUCCCUUUACAAGAGUUUGUGCUUCAUUAAGGUUCGUCACACCUUUAACGAAUUAUUUUCCAGAUAACUUUUUCGGAUGGUAGUUUUUUUGCAAAAUUCUGUUAUUCUCUUCUCCAUCUUUGUUUUUCUUCCUUGUCUGCCGAGUCUGUUGACGACAACUGUCUACUUCAAGGAAAACAAUUCAGAGUCGUCCAAAACAUUAUCGGUAAAUACAUUGAAAAUUCAAAGAAUGUGCAUGGACUAGGUGAGCAUUAAGGCUGGUUUACAACAGCAACUUAAGGAUAAGCACCAGCAAUACACAGGCAGAGUAACUAUUGUUGAUAGUCAUCAGUACCAAUUUGUAACAAAUGAUCAACCCUGCCUUUGUGAUGCUAUUGCUUAUCCUUCAGUUGUAGAUAAAAAAAACCGCCUGCCUUGGACCUGGUAGGGGCAGCGUCUUCGGAGACUAAGGGUGAUAAACUUAAUUGGUAACAUUUAUCUCUUUAGUUGCCUAGUAUAAUUUUCUGUUUACUAUGGAUUCAAAUCUCUCACAUGUAACGUUCAUUUUAUAUCUGUAUUCAUUUUUCUUUUUUAGCCCCGGUUGAAGGUGUGUGUUGCAAACCGAAAUAUCGAGCAAAUAUAAUUCACUAUUUUAGUUUUGUUUUCUUUAUUUAUUUCUGUCUAUCACUCUUCCUGCCGUAAGGAUCAGUUUACUGUUGUAAUUUUAAAAUUUGGUAUUGAAGAUGUUAAUGAUCCAGGUCUACUAGAGAUCCGCUGAGCCUCACUGGUUUUUCCUUCACAACUGUUUCUGAUACUAAGGGUGGCACCCAGGCGAGGCAAGGGCAGCGGCCUCGAGGACUACGGGUGGACCUGACAGGGUCAACGGCCUCGGGGUCUAAGGGUGGACCCGACAGGGGCAGCGGUCUCGGUAACUAAGGGAGGUACCCUGCAGGGAAAGCGGCCUCUGGAACUAAGGGUGGACCCGGCAGCAGAGGUAGCGGCCUGGGCCGUAAAAAGGCUAUGUAAGUUUGAUCCUCUGACGCUUUGAAGUGAUCACAUUGUUUUUUGUUAUCGCACAGCAUUAUGAUGGUGAUAUUAGGGAUCUUGAGUUAACUUUUUCGUUUGAUGAGGAUGUCCUUGGCAAGGUGAGCAUGAUUUGCUUCGUUAAACCUGAACCUUUUAGCUGAAAAAGUUUAAAUUUCUACUGAUUUUGAUUUAAUAUGAGGGUUUGGGAAGGAAAAAUAGCGAUGGAAAAUAAUGUGCAGAAUUCCUGGUAGAGGAGUUGAGACGGUUAUUUUGUAUCUUAGUCUGUGAAAUUCAGCGGUUAAUAAUACGUACGACGAGAAUAUCAGAGAGAUUGAGAUACUUAACAGAUUAUUGCCAGUUUAUGAUGAUGUGAAUUGUUUGGUUUGUUUUUAUUUAUUUUCUCAUUCUUUUUUUUCUUAUUCUCUAUGAAGUUACGAUCGUAUUGUUUGUUGUUGUUCUCUUUACACUCUUCUGGUGUAUAUUUUAGGUGGUAACACACCAGCUUUUGCCUGGAGGAGGUGCCAUUAAUGUCACGAACGACAACAAGUGAGUAAUGCUUCUUGUGUAAACUCAGUCAAAUCGUUUUGAAAAUUAGCGAUCCUUAGGACCUCCAGUCCCAGGAACUUAAGGGUCCCUUACUUUUAAGCUUUUUUUAAAGGAUCUUCAGACGUUCUUUCUGUGGAUGUGAUUAAAAAAGUGAGAGAGGGGGAAGACUGGUAUCAAGCAAAACGUUUUUUUGAACAUUGUUCUAUGUCUUUCUUGUAGUAAAUACAAUAACAUUGACACAGCUCUCCUUGUAAAUGUGAUUAAUGCACAGCAAUGUCCAGAAUUUCGUCUUACAUGAGGCCAAAGGUUGGAAAGAUGUAUGGGUAGUAACCAGUCCUUGUGCGUUCUUGGCACUCUUCGGCUCAAAGAAGCGUACGUCCCUUUCAUUUUUUGUGCAUAAAAUUUGCACACGUGUGGGUUAAUGGGAAGCCUGAUAAUUGCCGAGUUUGCACCACUUCUGCAUUUCCGAGAAACAGUUGGCAUUUUAAAAUGUUUUUUCACAUCCCUGGAAGACUAUUACCUCUAUUCUUGGAGAACGUCUGGGUGCACCCAACUACAUGUCAUGAAAGUGGAUAUGAAUUUACCAAGUGACUUACCGUUAACCGGAUCGACUAGUUUUAAAAAAUGGUAAACGCCCUAUAUUGUUCGUCUGGAACUAAAUUUUGGAAGAGCUUUAAAAACACUUUGGAUGAGAAAUAACUUGUAUGUAAAUGUUCUUUUUUUUUUUCUUCAUAAAGAAUCAGUUAUGUUCACCUGAUGGCGCAUUAUCGCAUGUGUGUCCAAAUCCGAGAGCAGACAGCAGCCUUCAUACGGGGCUUUAAGACUAUCGUGCGUCCUGAUUGGCUACAGAUGUUUUCCGGUCCUGAGCUUCAGAGGCUCAUUUCCGGUGACAGUGCUGCCUUGGAUCUCAGUGAUCUCAGGUAGAAUUGGCCGAGUAUGCUGCAGUUAAAGGAGCUGUGUUACAGCUGUCUGGUUCAGUUUUUUAAUGUUGCCAAUCACGCUUUCUUAUUCGUUCUAAAACUUAACCUUUGCGAAGAAAUAACGUGUAAAUGACAAAAUCACAGCUUCUUGUCCAACAAAUAUCCUCCCAGGCAUUAUAUCAAACGUUAUAAACAACGAAAAUGAACUUUGAAAAACUGUGAGGCUAACAGAUUUUCAAAAACCCACAACCGCAAUCCAUUUUAAUCUCCCCCGAGUUUAUCCAUCCCUGCCUUCUUAUGUACUCACUGUGUAAUUAAUACCUUUUUUUAUUGUAUUGAUUGGUUAUUUUUAUGUUUCUCUCAAUUUGGUGGCAGUUCCUGCUGUUAGAAUGUUGAUAAAUUUCGUGAAACAGCUCCCUUAAUGAUGCAUUAGAUAUAGUUUGUUAUUGUCAUUAUCAUUGUCUUUUCUGGCGUUUGAAAGAGGGACGGGAUCAUGGUCAGUAUGUUAAGAUUGCAAGUAUCGCUCCGACCAAUGGCUGGAUUUUUCUCUCGGUGAUCUGAGGGCUGGACUAUGCUUGUAAAUACUUACAUGUAACUGGUUUGUCUCCUGUCAAUUGGCUUUUAUUCACGUUAUUUUUGGUAUGGAUUAUUUGGUUGCGAUUUUUCAUGUGAACUGUCUGCAACCUCCUUGACGGUAGAUCUUCUAAACUGAUACACUUCAAAUAUAAACUAGGCAUUUGCAUUUUCACCUCGUACGAUGUUACAAGGCAGGCCUGUGCACGGAAAUAAGUCUGUUAUAGUCCAUGCCCCAGUUGUUCGCAAGGUGGAUAAAGCUAUCCGCUGUAUAGUUCAAUUUGUCUCCAUCCAACGUUUGAACAACCGUGCUCAUAUUGUUACCCUUAACAUCAUGACCUCCUUGAAAGACAUCAUUUCUUCGUCCUCCUUUUCUUUAGGGGGCUUAAGCAAAGGCGUUUUUGAGCGACGCACGUCAAGUGGGGCAUUUUACCUUUUAACAUGCUUUGAUGCUACCAAAUUUGAAUUGCUUAGUGUUUUUUCUGUUAUAGAGACUAUUUGCCCCUUGGACUAACUUACUGCCCAAUAAUUCAAAAAAGCCACUUCCAGUUGACGUGCGUUGGCUAAAAACGCCUUUGCUUAAGUUCCUUAAUGUAACUCUUUUUGGACAUUUUUUUAAAUUUGAUCACUCGGUUAUGUACCUUUUUUUCUUGUUCUUAACAUCCCAGGCGACACACACGAUAUUACGGCGGCUACCAUAGCAACCACAGAGUAGUCAACUGGUUGUGGGAUGUUCUAGAAAAGGAGUUUAAUGAAGAGGAGAAAUCCAGAUUCCUGAAGGUAUUUUAAACAAAAAAACAAACAGUUUUUGAAAUAUUGAAAAAUAUCAAAAUACCGCAAAAUAUUUAUACGAUAAAAAAUAUUUCAAUUUUAUCGCAACAUCUUCUUCGCCCUUGAAGACGUCCAACUGCUAACUUCAGAGAACUGGAAAGACAGAAUCAUAAAGAAACGAAAUGGCCACACUCCUCGGGAAGACGUUACGGGCAUAACGUCGAAAUACUUCUUUUUGCCCAAAAUCUUUUCCUCUGGGUUGUAUUUUUGUUGUUUAUCACGUUUCUGAAGUAGGAAGUUGGUAUUUUAAGCAGAUCAUUAAACUUGAUCAACCAUUCAACGUAAUUCGGUUUGAGGCCAUUUUGACGUCUUCCCUGAUCAUCUUUUUUUGUAUUUUCUUGCAGUUUGUAACAAGUUGCUCUAAACCUCCUCUGCUCGGCUUUGCUCAUCUUGAGCCACCAUUCUCAAUUCGCUGCGUAGAGUGUAAUGAUGAUGAGGUAAGAGAAGAACUGUCUGCCUAAAACUACCCUUCGUGUCAAUAUGCGGGUUUUCUGCGUCCCUUUGUUUAUUUAAUGUAAAUAAAUGAAAGGUGAUGCAUCUUAGGCUCCAUCCAUACGAAUCUGGAUAUUUUCGAAUCCGUUUUUUCUUUUUUUUACACAAUCGAUUUUCCGUCCAUACGAAAGCAGUGAAGCCGCUCUCCAGCGAUGAAAGGCCCCUUUCACACGAAUACAGAUUUCGAGUUAUCACACAAUAAUCCAGUAAACAGGAUUGUAAAAAUAACUCAUGCACACAAUUUGCACGUGAAGAUGUUGGACUUUGCCCCUUUUACAAUUUGAACGUGAAAGAACGCAAAUUGUUUACGAGAUUACUUUGCUCAAACGAUUUUGACAAAUCACCUCCUUUCUAACAUCUGCAAUAAAAUUAUGCAUCAUUCAAUGUUAAGAUUGAUACCCUAACAUCAUUAAUUGCCCUUGUUUGACCAUUAGCAACAUGACGUUUGGAUGUCAAAAUCUCAUUGGUUCCUGGCAUCAACUCAUAGUACCUCCAACCUUAUUGGCCCAUUUUUCCAACAACACACAUCCCAACACACAAAGCCACAAAGAUACAUACGCUCAGACCACCGACAUAUGAGCAAUUUUCCUCUUUAUACUACCACAUCAGAAAUUUCUGCAAUUUGAUUGGCUUAGAGUAGUGGUAUUUCAGCUUAAUUUGAAAUACCCACGUGUGAAAAUUACAAAACGUUUGUGGGUAGUAGUAUAAACAAAUAAUAGCAUGAUUUGUACCCGAUAUUUGGCAUAAAUACCACUCAUGAUAUUUCAAAAUUGUCUCAAAUUUCACUCGCCUAACUGCUCGUAAAAUUACGUGUAACAAUUUCGAAAUAUCACUCGUGGUAUUUAUGCCAAAUAUCACUACAAAUCAUGCUAUUACCUAUACAAAUAGCUUAAAAACUCAAAAUUGUAUAAAAAUCCUCAAUUUAACAUUGUAAAAUACUGUUUACCGUCAUUAGUCUUAGUGUUGUUGUGCCUGCUGACCUAGCUGUUGGUGCCGUUUUUAUUUUCCCGCCACAGGAUGAUGGUGACACGGUUGGUAGCGUAUUUCGCGGGUUUUUCAGCAUCGGACGCAGGCGUGAUCCGGUCAGCAGAUUGCCAACAUCUUCUACGUGUUUUAAUUUGCUUAAACUUCCAAAUUACAGAAAGAAAACCACGCUUAAAGAAAAACUCCGCUAUGCCAUCAACGCUAACGCAGGAUUUGAACUCUCGUGAGUCGGCAUCAAAUGGAAAGAACUGAAGUGAAAGUAAACAGCAUCUAGCUGCUCUUGGUAUCUUGGUAGUGUCUAUGGACUACGGCACAAAGAAGAGCCGCGCAGAAGUUACGCUCAAAGGGAACUGUAACAGCAUGAAGACAACUCCGUAGAUGAAAAUCGCGUGAAAUUAAAAGUAACACUUCACGCUCUUCGCUUAUCGAGUACAAGUGUUCUGAUAUUGCCACAGAUUCUAUGAAUCUUGUAUUAUUCAUUGACGAAAGAUGCUGAAUAUACGUUAACUGGUGAAUCAUGUUACGCGUCACAAAAGACACGAGGCUCGGGCAGCGACCUCAAUUGAUUAACUAAGGAAUAGCCUGCGUAGUCGGCGGGAUUGUUAAUUAGCGCGAGCAAAAAAUUCCUUUCCCUUUCUGGCUUCACCUCCAAAACUCUCACACGCGUCAAAACAAUUCCGCCAGCUACGUAGGCUAACUAAGGAAUUAAAAGACAGUAGUUGUGACUUGUUUAGGGGAUAGAAGUUCAGAAAUAGCAGUGCAGGGGUAGUUCUACCUGUAGUCCGCAUUUUUGUUUUCUACCAAGAAACAGCAAAGAUUGUGUAAACGUUUUUCUGUACUUCAAGUUAGGACAAAUUAGCAAAGUUUGUGUAACGGCUGUCAACUUUAAAUUUAUUUUUGUGUCACGAAGGGAACAGUCGCAAGAACCGGACAUAACAAAUGACGAAUUUGCACUUGUUCUGGCACUCAUGAUUUGAUCACAAUCUGGGUUCUGGGGCCCGUUUCUCGAAAGUCCCAAUGAAUAGCGGGCCCGGAAAGCCACCUGAAAGUUGUUGUUGUUUAUAUUCUAGAUAAGGAUUUCAAUAGUUUUCCAGAUGACACUAUGGAAAUAUCUGUCAACUAAACAAAAUGAACUGGUUUGUUAGCUAGGACCCACGCUUUAUUCUCUUUACACUAUUGAAAAUUUGAUUUCAGCCCCGAAACGUUAACGAGACUUUCAAGAAACGUGUGCCUCCACCAUCUGAACGCCUGAAACCGGCUAAGGGAACUGAGACGGGAAGAUUGUGCCUCCUUCCAGUUGUCCUUCCUCUCCUUUUCUCCAUCCAAUUCACCCCC